This is a messenger RNA of Fimicolochytrium jonesii, 1383 nucleotides long. RefSeq lists its product as uncharacterized. The coding region runs from base 19 to 948 and encodes 309 amino acids. The record is from RefSeq and is a predicted model, not a curated record. The transcript is spliced from 3 exons. NCBI's taxonomy places the organism in Eukaryota, Fungi, Chytridiomycota, Chytridiomycetes, Spizellomycetales, Powellomycetaceae.
AUUUGAAUAAUCCCAAAAAUGGGUCUUACAUCCUGGAAACCCGUCUUGGAGAGGCACCGGCCGGGAAUCGUGGAGAAGUGGCGCGCCUUACAAGCUGAGUUACCGAAGAUCGAGGCGCAUUACAUCUACUUCCUCAAUAAGCUUUCCCCUUACCUCUUGUCUCGCAUCAAAAAGCGGGCAAAGGAACUACGCGUGCCCAGCAUUUCACAAGCGGAAUUUGGCAACCUCGUCGCAGACGACUCCUUUGCCAGCAAUAUCACCGCCACAUGGGAUGACUUUGCCAAUAAAUUCCACCGCGAUAACGACACAUCGAAACUCACAUACGGAAUCUGGUUCCCAGUCUCGAACACAACGGGCAAGCUGAAAAGGCAGAUGGGUUCGCCUGUCAUGGUGGAGUCUUUAAGGUUUUUGGACCCCCCGGUACGCGCAGCGGUCAGCGGAACCGGAGCAAUUCUUCUUCCUACGGCGAUCGCAAAUUAUCAAACCAACGGGGAGGUUUCCGCGGCAGCACACGCAGCAGCGGAUAUCAAGGUCGUUCCCCCGGACAAGGCUAUCGAGGCCGCGACGGCGGCCGCGGCGGGUCCCACAGUCAUCAACGACACAAUUCGCCCGAUGCAAAACGCGAAAAACAGAAGAGGGAUGCUCAAUGGCGACGCCGGAUAUGCCGCAUAUACCGGAUCCACCGAACCCAAGGCCAUUUCCUCCUCGCACAAUUACCAUUCCCGAACGAGCCGCGCAUCCUUCAAUGGCGCGCGCAAUGGACCCACUGGGUCAGCGGGCCGCACCUCAGCGAGGGAUGGUGUUCAAUUCCGCCCGCACAGGACGACUCCAGCACCCCAGCGCAUCCCCAUCCCCAUCGCCAUCCCCAUCGCCAUCCCCAUCCCCAUCCCCGAUCGUGGUUGUCGCGCGCCGACCUCCUUUGGCUACUACCGCUCAUACAACGAGUAAAGCAAAGCAACGCGACGGUACGGACGCAGUACGGCGUAGGGCGUCAAAACAAAAUGGGCUCAAUCCCCCCAACAAAUGCGACGCUACACCGGCGAGUACCACCUCUCAACGACCGAGCGCGAUCAACUACAACUCAAACUCGACGACUGUCUCGCGAAGGGGAUCAUCGAAGACUGUACCGACGAGAUGCGCGCUCACGGCCCGAAUCUCCCGCCCGGGGACAUCACCUCACCGGUGUUCAUGGUAUACCAACCAUCCCGCUCAAAAUGGCGCCAGAUUGUCGACUACACCGGCGUAAACGAGCAGAGCCCGACGGGGCACUUCAAAAUGGAGCGGUAUAGGGCGUAGUAUCAGUUAGACCGCUCGAUGCGGUAUAGGGAGUAGUAUCAGGCAUAAACCUCGUGUAUUUGCUUUUGGGUUUGGGGUGAGUGGAUA